AGCGCGAAUAUUCUUCACUUCGAGUUGAGUGUUGACUGUGACCACACCAUCCCGCUGCCCAAGCACCCGCUUAUCUUGACGAGCUUCUGUUGUUAACUUUUCUUGGUGAUCAUUUCCACCCGUCAUCACCAUUCAUUGUCGAGAUGGUUUGGUUAUCAAUGCCACCUGAGCCUAGGCCGCCUGUUAGAAAUAGUCAAGGAACUAAAGGUCGAUCAAUCAGACUUAAAGCUAAUUAUUUCCCAGUGCAAGUGAAAAAUAAAAAUAUUGAGCUGAUUCACUAUGAUGUUGUCAUAACUGAAGCAGGAGGAAAGGAGGUUAAAAUUCCCAAAGCCAAGAGAAUGCGUAUAUUUGAGGCCAUGAAGGAGCAGCAUCCAAAUGUGUUUGGACAGUUAUAUCUUGGGUUUGAUUCAGAGAAGAAUGCCUACAGUGUCUCAAGUUUUAAUCAAAUCAAAAAGGGGUUUAAACAUAAGGUCACUUUAAAGAACCAAAAUACUGACCGUGUGGACGAGUACAAUGUUAGCUUAACUGUGGUCAACCAUGCAUAUCUACAAGAACUUCUCGCUGCUCUUAGAGAUACCUCUGGGACAUCAGUAUUUCCACAGACUAUCUUUCAGAUGCUUGAAGUCCUGUUUCAUCACACCCCAAGUGUUAAGUAUAUAUGUAUAGGCAGAAACACCUUUUUUUCGUGUGGAGGAGAGUUUGGACCUCUUACACCUCUGGGUGGUGGAAAAGAAGGUGUUGUAGGCUUCUUCAGCUCAUUGAGACCAUGUGCAUGGAAGGAUGGAUCUAUGCUCCUUAAUCUGGACAUAUCUAAUAAAGCCUUCUACAAAGAGCAGACUGUGUUGGAAUUCAUGACUGAAAUUGGUUUUACACCUCGAGACUUCAAUUAUCCAUUGGAUGAUGGGCAGCGGAGAAAACUAGCUAAAGAACUUAAAGGACUACAGGUGGAAGUUACUCACACAGAAAAAUGUCGAAGAUACAAAGUCCAAGAUGUCUCACAAUAUGGAGCUGACAGACAGACCUUCCCUCUUACUGAUCCUAACACACAGAAGACUACUAAUUGUACUGUUCAAAAGUAUUUUGCAAUGCAGUAUAAUAAGAGACUCCAGUAUCCAGCACUUAACUGCUUGAAGGUUGGACCACAAAGCAGAAACAUACAUUUGCCUAUCGAGUUCUGCAGAAUCCACAAAGGACAGAAAGACAAAAGAAAACUUACUGACGCUGAAUUAGCAGUAUUGAUAAAAUCGACAGCAAAACCUCCCCGUGAAAGGUUACAGAACAUUUGUAAUGUGAGGAAAGAAGUUGAUUUCAACAUAGACCCUAUUAUUAAAUCACUGGAGUUUACAGUAGCAGAUGAGCCUGUUACUUUAGAUGGAAGGGUUUUGCCCCCACCUAGUCUCACAAUGAACGAAGAACUGAAGCCAAGAGAUGGGGUGUGGGAUUCAAGAAACAGGCAGUUCUUUAAUGGUGCUCAAGUGAACACAUGGGUGGUUAUGAAUUAUGACCCUAAAUUCAUUCGUGAAGACAUGCUGUGGAACUUCUUGACAUCCAUGAUGAAAAUGGGAAAGGAAAGAGGAAUGUCAAUUCAGGAACCAGUAGUACGGUACAGUUUCCGACCAGAUCCAGAACGUGAAUUCCCUGAAAUCAAACAAAAAAUUCCCAACAUACAGAUGAUUCUUGUUGUCCUUCCAAAGUUUGGAAACUUUUAUGCUCGUAUUAAGAAAACUGGAGACAGAGAUAUACAAGUUGUAACACAGUGCAUCAAGUCUACCAAUGUUCGGGCCUGUGCUCCUCCAACUGUUGGAAACAUCCUUCUGAAAAUAAAUGCAAAAAUGGGAGGGACAAAUAAUGUUUUGAGCAACAUCUCUCAACCAAUUGUUUUCACAACUCCUGUAAUGAUAAUGGGAGCAGAUGUAAAUCAUCCUCAAGCUGGUGAUAAGGUUACACCAUCAUUAGCAGCAGUACUUGGCUCAUUGGACAGGUAUGCUUCAAAAUAUGCUGUAGAAGUGAGACAUCAGAUGCAUCGCACAGAAAUGAUCCAGAAAAUCCGUGAAAUGACCAAAAACCUACUAAAAGCCUUCUACCGAUUCACAAAACGAAAGCCAGAAAGAAUUGUCAUGUAUCGGGAUGGAGUGAGUGAGUCGCAGUUUUUGGAAGUUUUGUCAUUUGAGUUAAAGGAAAUGCGAAAAGCUUGCACAGAACUUCAGGCAGAUUACCAGCCAGCCAUUACAUUUAUUGUUGUUCAGAAGAGGCACCAUACCAGGUUAUUUUGUCAGGAGAGGGAUGGAGUUGGAAGGUCUAAGAAUAUUCCUCCAGGAACUACAGUCGAUAAAAGUAUUACACAUCCUACAGAAAGAGACUUCUACUUAUGUUCACAUCAGGGUAUUCAGGGUACAAGCAAACCCACACACUACCAUUGUUUGUGGGAUGAUAGUGAUUUAAAUAUGGAUCAGCUGGAGGAGUUGACGUACGCUAUGUGUCACCUGUAUUCUAGAUGCACCAGAUCAGUGUCAAUUCCUGCACCGGCCUAUUAUGCCCACUUGGCUGCCUUCAGGGCCAAGGUUCAUAUCCAAGAUCUAUGUCAGAGUGAUACUGUUUCUCUAACAUCAUCUUCAUCAGGAGCAGAUGCACCUUCAGAUGCUGUUUUGGCCAGGGCAUGUCAAGUUGAAUUUGGAAACGAAAUUUUCUCCAAAUUGUACUACGUAUAAUUCAAGG
This is a messenger RNA of Macrobrachium nipponense, 2715 nucleotides long. RefSeq names its product protein argonaute-2-like. Gene Ontology annotation, biological process: regulatory ncRNA-mediated post-transcriptional gene silencing. Gene Ontology annotation, molecular function: protein binding; RNA endonuclease activity; miRNA binding. The transcript is spliced from 16 exons. Bases 144 to 2708 code for a protein of 854 amino acids. The record is from RefSeq and is a predicted model, not a curated record. NCBI's taxonomy places the organism in Eukaryota, Metazoa, Arthropoda, Malacostraca, Decapoda, Palaemonidae.